Pocillopora meandrina is the source of this 3278-nucleotide messenger RNA. The record is from the annotation of a GenBank genome assembly. NCBI's taxonomy places the organism in Eukaryota, Metazoa, Cnidaria, Anthozoa, Scleractinia, Pocilloporidae.
UGAUUCACCAGAAAAAAAUAUUCUGCAGGCGAAUCUGAACUAAAGAAAAUUCGGUAGUGGUACGUAAAAAUUUAGCAUACGUGACGUACCUAUUGUGUCAGACUUCCUGUUGGAUUGGACUGGCUUCUUUCUCGAAACUGAAAGUUUUGCGCAACAACAUUAAUGGAAAAGUACCUGGUUCCUCGGUUAGUGACAUGUUACAUGACUUCAGCUAAAUGACGUCUCUAUUUAUCAGAGCAUGGUCUGAACUAGUUGAUCGAUUGAAAAUUAAACCAAAAACUUAAAUUGAAAACAUUUUUUAUAUUUACAUGUACGUACCUAGGUAAAGAUAUCACUGUUUCACAACUUUUAAUCAGUUGAAAUUCGUUCAGCUAUACCUUUAUUUUUGGAUUUUUUUAUUUACUCAUUUGCUUGUCAGCGAAUUUAUCAAAUACUGUAGAUUCCAGGUCCUAGUGCGCCUGUUCAGUAAUAGAUCAUGUCACAGAUGACGUCAAAAUGUGGUAAAUACAAAAAAAAGUUACACAGGAGACGCAGCCGUGUGUUACUGAUGUUCUUACCAAAUUUUGAUGUCCUCUGUGAUCUAUUACUAUAAAGACCUUCGGCAUAGAAUCUAUUUGUUUUAGAUGAUAAAAAUGUUGUUAAUGGUGAUGUCAUCUGUGUCUAGGAACCAAUCAAAAUGCAUUUAAAAUUCAGCUUACCAUAUAUUAACCUAUUGAUACAUGAUAGAGUAAGUUAUCUAUUUGAUUCAUUGAUUGAUUGAUUUUCCAUCUUUCUGCAUAUGCAUACGUGUAACAAGUUAGUGAACUGUGUCUAUUGCUGCGUUAUUUCUGUCAUUCCUGCAGAAAACAUAAGAUGGAAUCGGAAGGUGAAGCCAGCAACAGCAAACAAACUCCUAAGAAAAGAAAACAUCACAAACACAAGUUUGGUUAUCAGUCUCAGCAGGUUAAGUCCCAGUGGAAAGUUCAUUUAAUCAGGAAAUUUGACUGCAUGCAGUUUUAAAUUUGCAUGACUUUGAUGAGACCUUAAUUUACACCUUGCAGGCUGAUACCCAAUCAGGAAAUUCCAGAUCACUGUCUAAACUGAAUGAGGUGCAAGGUGACUUAUUUUCAUGUCCUGUCAGUGAUUCCCUUGCUCACUGCAUAAGUGCUGAUGCCAGGAUGGGCAAAGGGAUAGCAGUCCUCUUUAAAAAUAAAUUUGGAGGAGUGGAGGAGAUCAAAAGUCAAGGUAUAUUUUUUAAGUAUGCUGUAUGGUCUUUAAAGGAAUCCUCAAUUAAAAAAAGGUUGAUUGAACCUUCAAUAAAGUAAUUGUAAUUGUGAUUCUGAAUAUCUUGUGUUUAACACAGUUUCAAAUUAUAUAAAGUUCUACAGGAUUUGCUGUUAGGCAGAAAUGGUAUUUCUCAGGAGUGCAUUUGAACUUGAGUCAUAUGCAUUACAGCUGAAUGCUUGAUCAUACCUAAACACUUACUACUUGAAUUUCAUUUAAGAUGUGUGAUGGCGGUAAUAACAUAAGCCGCCAGUUUUCACUUUAAAUUUCUAGCUCAGAAGUUCUACGUCUCUCCCCCACCCCUCAAUUAAAGGUGAAGCGUGAAGCUGCAAGAAAACAAUGUUCAGAAAUGAAGGUAAUUGUUGAAAGUGACUCAGUGGGAUUUCACAUCAGGUGACAGCUUCCACUGACCUUUUGAAUGGAAUUGUUAUUAAGUAUUGUUACAACAACCAUAAAGAACAUAAGUGUCUAAAAACUUUUUUUAGUUACACUACUUAUUAUAAGCUACAUGUACAUAAGACAUUUGUUUGCAUAAUUUCAGCAUAAUUAUUUGGAUAAAUAAUUUUUCUUUUAUCUUUAACUUAGGGCAGAAGCCAGGAGGUGUAGCUAUUUUGAAAAAAGGAGAAAGAUUUGUCUAUUACUUGGUAAAGGUUUUGAACUCAGGCUGUGACAAUUAAAUGAUUCAGAAAGUGUCAUCAUGAUGUGUUAAAACAAUAACUCAAAAAAAGUCUGUGUAAUUUUAUUACAAGCUUUUGGUGCAUGAUAUCUGUAAAACACGUCUCAGAUGAAGUUUCUGUACUUAAUUUCGACUUUCUGGAUGCACUGUUCAAAACAAACAUAAGCUUGCUAAACUUUUGUCUCUUCAUUUAUUAUUAAUAAAUGAUGAAACAGAUAAAAAUGAUUUGUAAGGGUUCCUUUGCAGUAUAUUCCAUUUCAAAUGAAAGGGCUCUUCAUAUGUGAAGAGGUUUAAAAAAUAGUUUUUUUCAAGUUUCCAGUGUCAAACACUAAUAAUAAUGCACUUUUGUGUCAUAUAUGCAAUGAUAAAAGAAAAAUGGCAACAAUUCCUAAUUACAGCUAUAGACUUAAAUAAUGGUUUGCUGAUCAAAAAUUAAUCUUUAUUUGUGCAAGGGGACUUUUGAUGGUUUGUAUUCUGUUUUCCUAUUAGGUCACCAAGGAGAAGUCUUUUCAUAAACCAACAUACAAAACUUUGCAGUCAUCACUAGAAGCCAUGAGAGACCAUUGUCUUACCCACAAUGUGAUUAGCCUAUCAAUGCCGAAGAUUGGUUGUGGCUUAGAUGGUCUGCAAUGGUACAGAGUUAGUGGUAUCAUACAUCAAGUAUUUCAAGAUACAAAUAUUAAUGUGACUGUUUAUAGCUUGUAGGAAUUAAAGGAUUUCAUUUUCAUCCAGAAAUCCUUAAAGAGUUACACGUUCAAAACACAUGAAUAAAAUGUGCAGCUUUAUUCAAUGUUCUUCUCACAAAUUGUUUAAAUUAGAAAGUUAAAAAAAAAAGUAUAUUUAAUUUGUUGCUGUUUCUCCAUUCAGAAUUUUGCAUGUGUUUAAUGUCUAUAGUGGAUCAGUGUAUCAGUUACAAAAUGCUCCUAAGAGGGUUGUAGCACAAGUGUCAAAGCUGCAGGAGAUUGGACAUGCUAGAGAAAAUUUUAGAGACAGGCCCUUGCUGUUUUGUCUCUUGAUGUACUUCUAGUGCUCUCUUACAGGCUAGUUGAUGUAGGAUAGUAAACUUAAGACUUUAGGAAGGUAAAUGUAGAAAAUACAGUUACCACUGAUGUUGUGAACAUAGAAAAUUCACAAAGUUUAAGGUCAAGAUAUAAAAGUUUACUUUUCUUAAUUACUAAACAUACAAGAUGGAUUUGCUUCUAAAUAGUAAGGCAUGAUAUUCUCUGUCCAAGAUGCAUUGUUUUAGGGUUGUAUAAAUGUUUUUGUUGUUGUUGCUUUUUUUUAGUGAUGUUUUUUCCUUAUUGUUAUAUGAAUAAGAAAGUAUUAAUAAACAGUCGAC